AUGGAAAAAAAACGUACUACAAAGACACAGUUCAAAAUUUAUCUUUCUUUUUUGAGAGAAAAUCCCGUCCUACUUACAGGAAAAUUAAAUCCCAGCACCACAAACCCAGAAGAUAUAAUUAAGGCUUGGGAAAAACUCACUACAACAUUAAAUUCAUGCAAGGAUGGACCUAUGAGGGAUACAGCAUCAUGGAAAAAAGCAUUCACUGAAUGGAACUCCAAUGCUAGAAAAAAGGCCAGAGAAAAUAAACCUCUGACCGAUUUAGAAAAUGCCAUAAUAAAUAUUACUGGGGCUGUUGCUGUAAAAGGCAUAACUGUGCCGGAACUAGGGCUGCAGGUUCAAAAUGAACCGAAGGAAGAUGAAGAACAUCAAUAUCAGGAAGAAAAUCUGAGUUUAGGCCAGAAGUUAGUUGAUGAGGUCCAGAAAAUGGAUUUUGAUUUAGACGAAGAGGUGGUAGUUCUUGAAGUUGUCGAUGAUGAUGAUAAACCUCAAGAGGUUACUCCAAAUCGAGCCCCAAAUAUUCCAAAAAAAAAUCAAGAGGAAAAAAGCAAUAGAGAUCAACUUGAAGAAUUGUUAGCCGCUGUUGAAAAACUACGCAUCGCUGUUGCAAGUAUGCAAAAGUACAUUAACAGCAUUGAUAGCAGAUUGAAAGCUAUACAUUCUGAAGAAGGCAGGUUACUUGCAGACAAAGUCAUGGAAAAUUUGAAUAAAAAUUUACCGUUGACAUUCACAGAAAAUAUACAGGAAUUUGAUAAGUUGAUGGACAAUGAGGACUUUAAAAAUACCCAUGCAUUUUCACAAAGGACGCAAGAAGCCAUUAAGAAGGUCAGGCAGCAAGCGGCUUACAGAGACGCUGUCCAAAACUACCUUAAAGACAUACAAACACCAAAAGUAAAACCGACAACUAAUAAGGGCAAACCACAAAAACCCUCUGCUCCUGACGACCAAGUAGCGGGACCAUCUGGCGUCACUAUAACCAAAAACGCCAGGUGGACACCCGACCAAAUCUCUAGACUGGUGAGCGAAGAAGCGCGCCUCGUAUAUGAAGGCGAAACAAGGUUCAUGAACCAAGCGCUCUUCGCCUUUUACAGUGCCAGAACACUUGGGUCGAUAAAGAAUAUGCGUACACGACCUGAAUACAAAAGACAAGUCGUUGAAAGACUCCAAAGGAGAACAGAAAAUUUGGGAAUAAAUAAUGGCACUUUGAUUGGUGAACGUUCCCAACCCCCGUCUAAUAUUGAGGACAGGAAUAACGCAGUGGCCAUUAAGAAGGGCCUUGUAAAUUAA
Messenger RNA from Ceutorhynchus assimilis (cabbage seed weevil), 1287 nucleotides. NCBI's taxonomy places the organism in Eukaryota, Metazoa, Arthropoda, Insecta, Coleoptera, Curculionidae. The record is from the annotation of a GenBank genome assembly.